AUGACUCUCAAAGAUCGAAAUGCCCAUGAACGCACCCUGAGCUCCUACAUUAAAGACAGCAUUGUCGAGAGAAAAUCAAUCACUGACAAAUCCGACGAUUACAUCAAAUGGGAAAAGGAUCUUGUCGAAGAUCUGGAAGAGCAGCUGAAACGUGCAAAGGAGCGAAUAGAGGAAGAGAGGCGACGGGUCGAUCUCGAGAAGGUAGUACAUGAUACUAAGCACGAAGGUUUGGUGGAGUUGCUGAGCAAGGUCAAACAAGCGUUGUGGCCAAGAUAUUAG
Alternaria metachromatica is the source of this 279-nucleotide messenger RNA. RefSeq lists its product as uncharacterized. NCBI's taxonomy places the organism in Eukaryota, Fungi, Ascomycota, Dothideomycetes, Pleosporales, Pleosporaceae. The record is from RefSeq and is a predicted model, not a curated record. The transcript is spliced from 2 exons. The coding region runs from base 1 to 279 and encodes 92 amino acids.